UGUUCACGUCACCUAGUGUCACCCCCCCUCCCCUCCCCCCGGCUCCUCUGUCACCUGCGUUAUCAGAUGUUGACGGCGGUGAUUGUCGCCGCCGUAGUCGGCGGGGGAGUCCUGCUCAUAGUGCGCCGCCUGUUCCCCUCGCGGAAAGCCGUGCGGCUGCUCGGGUACCCGGCUGCCGCGAUGCAGGGCAAGACCGUCAUUGUGACCGGAGCCAACAGCGGCAUCGGCAAGGCCGUGGCCGGGGAGCUGCUGAAACUGCAGGCCCGGGUCAUCAUGGCCUGCCGAGACCGACGCGGUGCCGAAGAAGCGGCCAGGGAUCUGAGGGAACUGGCGGGACCGGACCACGGCGAGCUGGUGUUGAAGCAUUUGGACCUCGCGUCACUUACGUCUGUCCGUCGUUUCUGUGAGGAAAUCAGCAAGGAGGAGUCCAAAAUCGACGUGCUCAUCAAUAACGCAGGCGUUUACCAGUGUCCCUACACCAAGACUGAAGACGGCUUUGAAAUGCAAGUAGGGGUCAAUCAUCUCGGCCACUUCCUCCUCACCAACCUCCUUGUGGACACCCUGAAGAGCUCUGCGCCGAGCCGUAUCGUGAUAGUCUCCUCAAAGCUGUACAAGUAUGGCGAGAUAAACUUUGAUGACUUGAACAGUGAAAAAAGCUACGACAAGGCCUUCUGCUACAGUCAGAGCAAGCUGGCCAACCUCCUGUUUACACUAGAAUUGGCCCGCCGUCUGGAUGGUACAGGGGUCACAGUCAACGCCCUUACCCCAGGCAUUGUGAGGACAAGACUGGGCCGGCAUGUUCACAUCCCUUUCCUGGCAAAGCCUCUGUUCCACCUGGCCUCGCUGGCUUUCUUUAAAAGCCCACUGGAGGGAGCCCAGACCCCCUUGUACCUGGCUUGCUCCCCUGAUGUGGAGGGUGUGUCAGGGAAGUGCUUUGCAAACUGUGAAGAGGAGGCGCUGUUGGCCAAAGCCACUGAUGUCCAGGCAGCCAAGAGACUGUGGGACCUAAGUGAGAGAAUGGUUGGGCUCAACAACUGAGCAGACCCCCCCCCCCCAACCACUAUGCUAUGGACUGUAUUUUAGGGAUGGCCUGGCACAAGAGGUAGCAACAGAGACACUGAAUCCCUUACCAGCUCCAAACAUGUUCUGCGCUGAUAACCUACCAGCAGGGAGAGAUGAAAAGCAAAUUAUCACCCUAAGUAAUCAACACAGUAUAACAAAAACAUCUCCAUCUAUAAAAAGGUACUGUAGAAAAGAUGCCCAUACCCAUACGGACAUCUUUUCCAAGAGGAAGGUUGUUGUUUUCUGCUUUAUCCAAAUGGUGUGGCUAAAUAAAGUAUGUUCAUUGUU
Lampris incognitus (smalleye Pacific opah) is the source of this 1350-nucleotide messenger RNA. RefSeq names its product retinol dehydrogenase 14b (gene rdh14b). Bases 67 to 1038 code for a protein of 323 amino acids. The transcript has 2 exons. NCBI's taxonomy places the organism in Eukaryota, Metazoa, Chordata, Actinopteri, Lampriformes, Lampridae. The record is from RefSeq and is a predicted model, not a curated record.